Molecule: messenger RNA, 1261 nt
Organism: Papilio xuthus (Asian swallowtail)
Lineage: Eukaryota; Metazoa; Arthropoda; Insecta; Lepidoptera; Papilionidae
Exons: 4
Coding region: 731-1261 (176 amino acids)
Source: RefSeq, a predicted model, not a curated record
GCCGCUUGUGUGUACACGUGCACCUCUACAGCUGAGACAGAGCGAACUCACACCAGCGACGCCGCGGACCGUGCCGCAACCGUGCCGUCGCGUCGCGUCGGUCUUGUCGGUCGGAUUGAACACACAAAUGCAAGUAGACAGAUUGUCGGUGUGUGCGCGCACCCGACGAUACACGGCGCGCCCUGUGUGCGGCGACAUCGGGGCAGUCGGGGCAGCCGGUGCACCGUCGCCCGCCCGUUCUCCCCGCUACGCGGCUGCGAACACCGCGGCGUCCGCGUCAUUGAACAACAAGACUCGCUCGAUGGCAGGCGUCUUCCUGCCAAUAUGAAUAAAAGAGUUCUCUUCGACUCUAUUACAAAAUACGCGAUAGUGGAAUUUAUAUGUUAUCUUUGUUUUAUAAAUUAUUUAUUUUUAUAGUGUUAUUACAUUAAAACCAUAUUUUUAUUUAUUAGUGAAUGAUAGUUAAAUUAUUGUCAAAACGCUUUACGGGUGUUGUAAUCUCCAUGUUUUGCCCUGUGAUUGUUUUGUUUUAAUAUUCUAAACUUGAACGUAACAAAAUUGCUAAAAUGAGUGACAGUGUAAAAACAAGUUGAAGCUAAACAUGAUAGAGUGUCGACUGAUUUGUCUCCAACUAAUGAAACUAGCGGCGUGUCAACAUUUAUAAUAGCAAACCAUUUCAUCUGUGAAAUUUUGCCUAACUACGAAAUCGUGGACAACACUAAUUCAAAUAAUGCUCUCGGUGCAAGUGCCGGGGUGCGCGGGUAUGGAGCGGCUGGGCGCGCCGGGGGGGCCGCGCCUACGGCACGACCACAGGCAUCACCAUUCCACAUUGGAAUGGGAGAAGCAACAGAGGCUGCAGGCGAUGGUGGGGCGGCUGCAGGAGAUGGUGGAGCAGGAGACGCGCGCGCGGUCCGCCGCGGCGGCGGAGCGGCUCGGUCUGCCGCCCAGCAUACGCCUGCCCGACGGCGAGUACGGACAGGACGCGCACCUGCAGCUGCGCGUGCCUUACCAGCAAGCUGAGCUGACAAGGAGCAGUUUUCAGCCGCCGCCAAACAAGUGCGUGAGCGACGUGCCCGAGUGGGCGGGCGCGGCGGAGGCCGGUCCGGCGCGGCGUGCGGCCGCCAAAAAGGACGGUCUGCUGCAAAAAGCGACGCGAUGGUGGGUGCGCAUGGGCGCGCGGCCGCCGGCGCCCUUCCCUGCCGCACCGCCGCCCUGCGUGAUGGUGCCGCGGCGCGCGCUACCGCCGCCACCCGACGCGUGA